AUGCAAAUUCCUUCAGCCGGACUUUGCCAAGAGUUUUGUAUAGGAAAAUUAGUUAAUAUAACUCUGUUUAUAGUUCAGAAUGGGACAUGCAUUUGUCCGACAGACAACCCUUUGGAUCUACAUCUCAAUACCAAUCACUGCAAAAUUGACUGUUUUAAUGACAUGAACUCAACACAUAGCUACAAGAGUAAUUCAUGUUGGAAACCUACGGGACCUAAAGCCUACUAUGUUUUUCUAUCUCAACUAAUCCAGGGGGAAGAUUGGGCUACAUUAAAUUCUGUUUACUGCUACAAAUCGAAGUCUACAAAUGACCAGUUACAAGGUUGCAAAGACGUUCCCAUUGAACGAGUGAAGAUUGUCGAAGAGGAGCGAUGUGAAAGUUGUAAUACGGCAUUUAAUUUAUUACGGAAAGGAAACAACAGUACAGCAAAACGUUCAAAAACAAAUCCAUUAGUUUUCAGAAGACAAACCUACAUCAGUUAUGAUCGAGAAUCUGUAACUUUUUCCGAUUUUGAGAAAACGAACAUAUUAUCCUGUCAACUAUGUAAAAAUGGAGGCUGUACUUUCACAGACUGCAAUAUAAAAGCAGACCAUACUGUGUGUUCUAACGAGCUUUUUAAAUGUAAUCUGACCUUUGCAUCAACACCCACAAAAACCAUGUUGACGACAACUGCUACAGUGGGAAACUAUUCCAAAUCGCUAGAGCUAUCAUCACUGCUAUCAACAUCAGUAAUACAAAAACCAAAUGCCGCAACACAUACUCUAGGAUCAUUUUCACAGGAACAGACAUCGACACAGUCACUUGAUGAGAUUACAGAGAAAAGUGAUACCAUGAAGAAGUAUGGAAUUGUAGCAACAUCCUUCCUAAUUUGUGUGAUAUUAAUAGGAAUAAUUGUCUUUAUUAUCAGAAAACAAAUAGUUAGUAAGCGGAAACAAUCAAGCACACUAGACGCAAGAGAGAGGGGAUCAAACAGAAAGGAACAGACGAGGAGUGAUGGAGUUGUAGUUGCAAAUUCGCCAAAAUCAUGUCUGUAUGAUUUCGCAGACAACAGUAAAUUAGAAGAGGAAACUCAAUAUAAACAAGAAAACGAGGAUGUGUAUCAUCAUCUCAGAGAAAGCGUUCCGACAAAUGAUGCAAAUGAUGAUACAUAUAUGGUAGCACGAUACAAGACAUCAAGAGAAGACAACGUGUACUUAGGAAGGAUGGAAGAUCAAUAUGAUCAUCUUAUAAGGAGAGAUCGUACAAGACAGGAAAACGAUACCUACGACCAUGCACCGAUGUACAUGUAGGCGAGUCUACAUAUUCCAGCUAUAGUAACAAUGUGGGUGGCAAAAACAAAUCAAUCAAAACUU
Molecule: messenger RNA, 1353 nt
Organism: Magallana angulata
Lineage: Eukaryota; Metazoa; Mollusca; Bivalvia; Ostreida; Ostreidae
Exons: 8
Coding region: 1-1290 (429 amino acids)
Source: RefSeq, a predicted model, not a curated record